UCAACUGCAGUAGAACACGCAGUCGGUUUUUAGAGUUAAAAGGGAAUUGCGCACUUUAGCAAAAGUUGUUUUUGGAGGCUGUGCACAAUAAGGCUGGACUUGGCUCACUAUGCAGGAUGCGGAGUGAUGGCUGAUUAGCCCUGCAUGUGAAUCAGAGCAGCACAACCCUUUUUUUAUACUUUGGAUCAGAGGUGCUUAUGAAUAUUUUUGAUGACAUGUCUGGAAAUAAGUUUUUAAGCAGUAAAUUCUGAGUCUGAAACUUGGCAGCCCAGGGAAUUUGGUGCAGGCUGCAUGGAGAGCCAUGCGUGAAACAUUUUUAUUAAAGCAAAUGCAGCCCAGAAAGACCAACAAUGUCUGUUUGGUAGGUUUCUAACCUUCUGCUGGUCGAAUGUAUCGGGAGAGUGUCUGAAGGCCUGUAAAAUGCGUUGGCUUUUGCAAUUAGUACUUAUAUUAUGUAGCUAAUGAUUCAUUUUGAGGUCUGGUUCCUGUGUUUUUGCAGUGGCUGUGUUCUGUCGUGUGAAACUAAAGACUGUAGCAGUUGGACUAGAGCCGUGGAAUCCUAUAUGGUUUAUUGUUUUACGCCAUCUGAUUUAUGUUAACAGACUGAGGAAAUUCUGCAGUUUUGCUAAUCUUUAACACUUAUUUUUUACACCAAAAAGUAUUUUUCAUCAUUGUUCUAUAUAACCUACAAAUCAAAAUAUAAUUCUGGUAGGGUAGCAGUUACCCAUUUGAUUUUUUAUGGGUUUUAUAUCGGCUUACACAUUUUUAUAAGAGAAUAUUUUUUAAUAUAAAUGGUUGCAGCACUGCCUUUCAAACACGUUCCAGAUGUUAUACUUUCACACUUUCUGUGUGAUCCCGGUCAUACUUGUUGCCUAGGUAAUACCAGUCAGUGUAAUAUUUUUCUCAGGUAAAGUUUCAGAUAAGACAGCACAGCAGGAAAUGUGUGAGCUCGUUCUAUAAAGGACAAGUUCACCCACCCCUGUUGAAGGCAGUGUUUUACGUGCCUCUUCAAGAUCCACCUGUUCAGAUUGCACAGUACAUGGAAUAAGAGAAGUAACAAUUUCUUGGUAAUCUCAGCGGCUCAGCUUUAACACAAAGUCCUGGAGAGUUGUUCGGAAGAUUUGGUUACUGCACGUUCUCUCUCGCUCUCUCUCGCACACGCACACACAUCUGGAAAGGAUCUCUUGGUGGUAGUGGCACCGUCUCUGUCGAGCUCAGGGCUUCUUCCAGUCCUGACAUGGGAUUGUGUUUUGUGGAUUUUAAAGUCAGACUUUAUCACUUCCUUCAGCACUAACCCGAGCCAAUAAAGAUUGCUGCUGGCAGGGAGGGGUCCCUAUUCAAAGCCUUGCGAAAGGGACCCCAUUUAGAGAGGCUGAGGAGGCACUCGUUUGCCGUCUCGAACAACUGCUUUUCCAGAGUAAUACCGAACAUGACGCAGGCCAGGGGGCUCCUGUUCGUGUUGUUGGUGCUGUCGCUGAGCUGGGGGCUGGUGCAGUGCCAAGCUGAGUUGCAGGAAGAAGAGGAGGAGGAAGAAGAGGACGAGUGGGUAGAAGAGACAACCCCCCCCACUGUUAAGUUGACAGAGGUGGUGGACUGCCCUGAGGACUGUGCCUGUACUCCUGAGGGGGUGGUGGACUGUGCUGGGGUGGACUUGGAGCAUUUUCCCAGUGGGCUGCCAGACACCACUCGGCACCUCUCUCUACAGAACAAUCAGAUACAAGCAGUGACGGUGGAUGAGCUGUCUCGACUCUUCAGACUGGAGACACUCAACCUGCAGAAUAACAGGCUCACAUCUCAUGGUCUUGAUGAUGAGGCAUUUGAACUGCUGGAUCACCUCAGUUAUUUAUACUUGGCAAACAACAAGCUCACUACUGCCCCCAAGUCUCUGCCCUCUUCACUGGUCAGCGCAGACUUUGCAGCCAACCAGUUAACCAAGAUCUACCCAUAUACCUUUGGACAGAAGCCACAUCUCAAGUCAGUGUAUCUUCACAACAACAAGCUGACUGAUGCUGGCCUUCCUGACCAGAUGUUCAAUGGCUCUGAUGCCCUAGAGAUCCUCAUCAUGUCCAGCAACUUCCUCAGAUUCGUGCCCAAGAACCUGCCUUCUGCCCUCUACCGCCUCCACUUAAAGAAUAACAAGUUGGAGAGGAUCCCUAAAGGAGCUUUUGACAAACUGCCCUAUUUGCGGGAGUUGUACCUACAGAACAACCUCCUGAGGAACGAUGGCAUGGACAAUGAGACUUUCAGCAACCUGAACCGCCUGGAGUACCUGGACCUGUCUAACAACAACCUGACCGUGGUACCGAAGGGGCUCCCUCGCAGCCUGGUACUUCUGCACCUGGAGAAGAACUCCCUCCAGAGCAUCCCAGCAGACGCGCUGACCCCCAUCCGCAACCUGGAGUACCUGCUGCUCCACAACAACAGGCUCCGGGCCCGCUCCAUUCACCCGCUGGCCUUCCAGGGCCUGAAGAAGCUGCACACGCUGCACAUGUACAACAACAAGCUGGAGCGCGUGCCCCGUGGGCUCCCCCGUCGUGCCAAAACCCUCAUGCUGCUGCACAACCAGAUCCUGGAGAUCAACCGCAAUGACUUGGCCAUGCUGUACACCCUCACUGAACUCAACCUUAGCUACAACAAGCUCACCAGCCCCCGCCUGCACCGCGAGGCCUUCCGCAAGCUCCGGCUGCUGGAGUCCCUGGACCUCUCGGGCAACGAGCUCCACAGCCUCCCGGCUGGCCUGCCUAGGAGUCUGCAGAUCCUUAAGGUGAAGGACAACCAGCUGGUCACUAUCCCUGAUCGCGCUCUCGGCGGCAUGACCAAGCUGCGUGAGCUCAACCUCAGCAGCAACCAGCUCAAGAUCAACUCCAUCUACCAGGGGGCCUGGCAGGAGCUCAGCAGUCUCACUACAUUGGACCUGUCCAGGAAUCUUCUGACCCACAUUCCUUCUGACCUGCCGGAAUCUCUGGAGUACCUGUACCUGCAGAGUAACCGCAUUAGCACCGUGUCCGAGAGCGCUUUCGAGAGUACGCCCAACAUCAAGGGCAUCUUCCUCAGGUUUAACCGACUGUCUGUGAACACCGUGCAGGAGAGCUCCUUUGCCAGCCUGAAGCACCUGCAGGUGCUGGACAUCGGCUCAUCUUCGAAGAGCUUCAUCCCGGGAGAGGAAGAGGAGGAUGGAGGGGAAGAGGAAGGCCAGGAGGAUUACAAGUAAUCCACUGCUAGUGAAGUGACCGGUCAGACACCUUCCGCUAACCCCAUUCCCAGUUACUUUCUUAAUUGUAGAAGAGACAGGAUGGAGCCUUUUGUGCAUCUACUUUGCUUGUUUCGUUCCACCAUAGUGAGGACCUCCACAUCACUCGGACUUCUAAAGUAACAGAUCCAGUAAACAUGUCACAGAUACACUUAUGUCCAUUCUCUUUGGAAAGUGGGAGAAUACUAACAAAGAGAACAUUAGAGAAGUUUUACCCACUUUGUGCCAGAGUUUUUACAUCAAGAAAUUCAUCCUUUCAUCUCCUCAUCUGGAUGCCAAAUGGGGCCGACAUUCAGCAGCUCCUCAAGGAGAAACUGAAGAUUUGCAUAAGCCGAUGUUUUGAGCGCAGCAUCUGCAAUACUUGUCGAGCUGAAAAAGGAACACGGAUACCAGAUUUUUUUUCCAACAUAUUUUUCCCGUUCUUUUUCAAAUGCAAUGAUCAUGAGAAGAAAAAAUGAAAAGGACAAGAAUUUAGCAACGAAUCAGAAAUGAAGACUGUAAAACAGAAAUGUGUUACAAGAGCAGAAGUCAGACUGAUUUUUGGUGCAGGAUGCCAAAUAUGUUGCAUUUGGCUUCGCUUUUCUUACUGUUGUUAAUGCCAUUACAUUCCCUUGCCUUUGCAUGUUCUUUUUUUCUGCAUCACGUGCAGCAUCAUGUGUUCAUGGACACCACAUGUAAUCCUAGAAUGCAGCAGUUUCUUAGCAUACUUAGCAAAAUAGCAUACUUGUCAUCUGGGGGUCAUCAAAGUGAUGAGCCAAUUGAAAACUCUACUUGGACUGGUUUUCAAUUGCUUAAAGAACAGCCAGUGACAGAAGAGGGGAAUCCAAGCCAGCACUGUCGAUCUAAAAGCUGCAGACAUUUCUGUGAUUGGAUUCAAGACUUCUGCCUGCCUCUCUUGAAGAACAUGAGGAAUUCAACCAGUGUUAUUCAGUACCCGAAUCAGUGGAAUUAAGAGGAGGCGCUUUGUCAGAAAUCACUUGUGCUUGCACGUUUCAGCAUUUCAGAUAUGAUGCUUGACUCUAUUCGCACACGUUAACUGGCUUUAAGUUCAGCCUUGGCAUCCUUUUAGCUUGUUUUGCAUCAUUCAAUGCAAGCACCUUAUUUUGUGCAGCUAGAGAUGUCUCUGCUGCUUUCUUUUUUUAACUUUCGCUUUAAGUUUAGUACUCUGAAUAUGUCUCACUUCUCUUAUUGAAGAUAAAGUUUAUAUUUUUUUUAUGAUUCAUUAUAUGGAAAUACUCCUUCACCAAACACUAUAGAAGAAGCAUUGUAUCUCACGUUCACAUUUAUGUUGAACAUGCUAUUACACAAUAAAUUAUUUGAUGGACUGUGGAA
Messenger RNA from Lepisosteus oculatus (spotted gar), 4582 nucleotides. RefSeq names its product podocan (gene podn). Gene Ontology annotation, molecular function: protein binding. NCBI's taxonomy places the organism in Eukaryota, Metazoa, Chordata, Actinopteri, Semionotiformes, Lepisosteidae. The record is from RefSeq and is a predicted model, not a curated record.